This is a messenger RNA of Misgurnus anguillicaudatus (oriental weatherfish), 8116 nucleotides long. The record is from RefSeq and is a predicted model, not a curated record. Lineage: Eukaryota; Metazoa; Chordata; Actinopteri; Cypriniformes; Cobitidae.
AACAAGAUGGGCGGGGCUUCACGUUCCAGAGGCGGGACCGUAGUUCGGCUCGCGCUGCCUGUAAAUCAACUCAUCUCUCGCGCUGCACGAGAGCGCGCGCUGCCUUUCAGCUGUGGUAGUGGGCGCUCCCAUUUGAGCAGCAGUCACGAUGGUGGCCCUGUCGCUGAAGAUUUGUGUGCGGCAGUGCAAUGUGGUGAAGACGAUGCAGUUCGAGCCCUCCACCCCGGUUUAUGACGCAUGUCGGAUUAUCAGAGAGAGAGUUCCAGAAGCUCAAUCCGGACAAGCAUCAGAUUACGGGCUGUUCCUGUCCGACGAUGACCCGAGAAAAGGUAUCUGGUUGGAAUCAGGACGCACCCUUGAUUACUACAUGCUGCGAAGUGGGGACGUCCUGGAGUACAAGAAGAAACAAAGACCUCAGAAGAUCAAAAUGCUGGAUGGGGCCAUCAAAACCAUCAUGGUUGAUGACUCCAAAACAGUAGGGGAGCUGUUGGUCACCAUUUGCAGUAGGAUAGGAAUAACUAACUAUGAGGAGUACUCGCUGAUCCAGGAACAGGUGGAGGAGAAGAAAGAGGAUGGGAUGGGGACGCUGAAGAAAGACAGAACGCUCCUCAGAGAUGAGAGGAAGAUGGAGAAACUGAAAGCCAAACUUCACACAGACGACGAUUUAAACUGGCUGGAUCAUAGUCGGACGUUUCGGGAGCAGGGCGUAGAAGAGAGCGAGAUACUACUUCUCCGAAGGAAGUUCUUCUACUCCGACCAGAACGUGGACUCACGUGACCCCGUUCAGCUCAACCUCCUAUACGUUCAGGCGAGAGAUGACAUUCUGAACGGCUCCCAUCCGGUGUCCUUUGACAAGGCCUGCGAGUUCGCUGGAAUUCAGGCACAGAUCCAGUUUGGCCCACACGUGGAGCACAAACACAAACAAGGAUUUCUAGACCUGAAGGAGUUCCUACCGAAAGAAUAUAUCAAACAGAGAGGGGCCGAGAAGAGAGUUUUUCAGGAUCACAAAAGCUGCGGUGAGAUGACGGAGAUCGAGGCGAAGGUGAAGUACGUGAAGCUCGCCCGCUCCCUGCGCACAUACGGGGUGUCGUUUUUUCUGGUGAAGGAGAAGAUGAAAAGCAAGAAUAAGUUGGUCCCACGUCUUCUGGGCAUUACCAAAGAGUCAGUGAUGCGGGUGGAUGAGAAGACCAAAGAGGUGGUGCAGGAAUGGCCCCUUACCACAGUAAAGAGGUGGGCUGCCUCCCCCAAGAGCUUUACACUGGACUUCGGUGAGUACCAGGAAAGCUAUUACUCCGUACAAACCACAGAGGGGGAACAGAUCUCUCAGCUCAUCGCUGGAUACAUCGACAUCAUUCUCAAGAAAAAACAGAGUAAAGAUCGGUUUGGUUUGGACGGGGAUGAAGAAUCCACUAUGCUGGAGGAAUCCGUAUCCCCAAAAAAAUCCACCAUUCUCCAACAGCAGUUUAACCGAGUCGGUCGGGUCGAGCACGGGUCCGUGGCUCUGCCUGGCAUUAUGCGAUCUGGAUCGAUUGGAGGUCCUGACACGUUUAACAUGGGCACAAUGCCCUCGGCCCAGCAGCAGAUCACCAUGGGACAGAUGCACAGAGGACACAUGCCACCUCUGAGUCUGGCCCAGCAAGCACUGAUGGGAACCAUCAACACCAGUAUGCAGGCAGUUCAGCAGGCACAAGCUGAUCUGAGAGAGGUAGAUAAUCUACCACCGCUUGGACAGGACAUGGCUUCUAGGGUGUGGGUCCAGAAUAAGGUGGAUGAAUCCAAACACGAGAUCCAUUCCCAGGUGGAUGCUAUUACGGCCGGUACUGCAUCCGUGGUCAACCUUACUGCAGGUGACCCAAUGGACACCGACUACACCGCCGUGGGCUGCGCCAUCACCACCAUCUCAUCCAACCUGACGGAGAUGUCCAAGGGAGUGAAGCUCCUGGCAGCUCUCAUGGAGGAUGAAGUGGGCAGUGGGCAGAAUCUCAUGGGUGCCGCCCGGACCCUCACGGGGGCCGUGUCUGACCUGCUGAGAGCCGUCGAACCUGCUUCUGGAGAGCCCAGACAGACAGUGUUGACUGCAGCGGGCAGCAUCGGCCAGGCCAGCGGAGACCUGCUAAGGCAGAUGGGAGAAGGUGAAACGGAUGAAAGAUUUCAGGACAUUAUGAUGAACCUGGCCAAAGCCGUGGCUAAUGCCGCCGCUAUGCUGGUGCUGAAGGCCAAGAACGUGGCACAGGUGGCUGAGGACACGGCGCUCCAGAACCGGGUCAUCACCGCCGCCACACAGUGCGCUCUGUCCACAUCACAGCUGGUGGCGUGCACGAAGGUGGUGAGCCCUACCAUCUCAUCUCCGGUCUGUCAGGAGCAGCUGGUGGAAGCCGGGCGGCUGGUGGAGCGGUCCGUUGAGGGGUGUGUGAAGGCGUGCCACGCUGCUUCAGAGGAGGGCGAGCUCCUUCGACAUGUGAACAUGGCAGCAGGAGCCGUCAGCCAGGCUCUCAGUGAUCUACUCCAGCACGUGCGGCACUACGCCAGCUGCGGAGAGCCAAUCGGAAGAUACGAUCAGGCCACCGACACCAUCAUGACAGUAACAGAGAGUAUUUUUACGUCGAUGGGGGAUGCAGGUGAAAUGGUACGACAGGCACGGGUUCUGGCCCAGGCCACUUCCGACCUGGUGAAUGCCAUGCGCUCCGAUGCCGAGGCCGAAAUCGAUGUGGAUAAUUCAAAGAAGCUGCUGGCGGCUGCCAAGCUGCUGGCCGACGCCACCGCCAGAAUGGUGGAGGCUGCAAAGGGGGCGGCCGCGUACCCGGAAAAUGAAGACCAGCAGCAGAGGCUGCGUGAGGCUGCCGAAGGGCUGCGAGUCGCCACCAACGCAGCUGCUCAAAACGCCAUUAAGAAGAAGCUUAUUCACCGACUGGAGAAUGCAGCGAAGCAGGCUGCAGCGGCUGCGACACAGACCAUCGCAGCGGCUCAGAAUGCAGCUGCAUCCAACAAGAACACCAUGUCACAUCAGCAGCUAGUGCUCAGCUGCAAGGCUGUAGCAGAUCAUAUUCCACAUCUGGUCCAGGGAAUGAGGGGCAGUCAGGCCCACCCUGAAGACCUCGGUGCUCAGUUGGCACUUAUCUUUGCCAGCCAGAGUUUUCUACAGCCCGGUAGUAAAAUGGUGACGUCGGCUAAAUCGGCCGUUCCGACGGUAACUGACCAGGCAGCUGCGAUGCAACUCGGCCAGUGUGCCAAAAACCUGGCCACGUGCCUUGCAGAACUGCGGACAGCUGCGCAAAAGGCUCAUGAAGCGUGUGGUCCCCUAGAGAUCGACUCUGCGCUCAAUGCUGUUCAGUCUUUGAAGAGUGAGCUACAGGAUGCAAAAAUGGCUGCAUUAGAUGGACAACUCAAGCCAUUACCUGGAGAAUCACUAGAAAAGUGUGCCCAGGAUCUGGGAAGUACAUCCAAAGCUGUGGGCUCUUCCAUGGCCCAGCUGCUGACCUGUGCCGCCCAGGGCAAUGAACAUUAUACUGGUGUAGCUGCGAGAGAAACGGCUCAAGCCUUGAGGACGCUGGCCCUGGCGGCGAGAGGAGUGGCCGCGAGCAGCGUGGAGCCCCAGGCCGCCGCCGGCAUGCUGGACUCCGCCUGUCACGUGAUGGAGGGCUCAGCCAUGCUAAUCCACGAAGCACACCAAGCCCUGGUGUGCCCUGGUGAUGCCGAAAGCCAGCAGAGACUAGCGCAGGUGGCGAAGGCCGUGUCUCACUCCCUCAAUAACUGCGUUAACUGCUUACCUGGACAGAAGGAUGUGGACAUGGCUCUUAGGAGCAUCGGAGAGGCCAGUAAGAAACUUCUUGUGGAAAAUCUUCCUCCGUGCUCCAAAUCCUUCCAGGAGGCACAGACGGAUCUGAACCACACAGCAGCCGAGUUGAACCACUCUGCUGGAGAUGUGGUGCAGUCGACUCGGGGUACCAGCAGUCAGCUGGCCGUAGCCUCUGGAAAGUUCAGCCACGACUUCGAUGACUUUCUAGAUGCUGGCAUUGAGAUGGCCGGACACACUCAGUCCAAAGAUGACCAGAUUCAAGUAAUCGGCAACCUGAAAAACAUCUCUAUGGCAUCCAGCAAGCUGUUGUUGGCCGCCAAGUCCCUCUCUGUGGAUCCAGGAGCCGCAAACGCCAAGAAUCUCCUCGCAGCUGCUGCACGAGCAGUGACGGAGAGCAUUAACCAGCUCAUCACGCUGUGUACCCAGCAGGCACCAGGACAAAAAGAGUGUGACAAUGCUCUCAGAGAACUAGAGGCCGUUCGAGGAAUGUUGGACAAUCCCAAUGAGCCAGUCAGUGAUCUCUCCUACUUUGACUGCAUCGAAAGCGUUAUGGAGAACUCCAAGGUUCUCGGGGAAGCUAUGGCUGGAAUUUCACAGCACUGUAAGACGGGAAACGUGCCAGCGUUUGGGGAUUGUGUAGGUGUGGCAUCGAAAGCGCUAUGUGGAUUGACCGAGGCAGCGGGUCAGGCCUCCUAUUUGGUCGGCAUCUCAGACCCUAAUAGCCAGUCCGGUCAUCAGGGAUUGGUCGAUCCCAUCCAGUUUGCCAGAGCCAAUCAGGCGAUUCAGAUGGCUUGCCAGAACCUGGUGGACCCAGCCAGCAGCCCCUCCCAGGUUCUGUCGGCAGCUACCAUUGUUGCAAAGCACACCUCGGCACUUUGCAACGCCUGUCGUCUGGCGUCUUCCAAAACAGCCAAUCCAGUAGCCAGAAGACAUUUCGUUCAGUCAGCCAAAGAGGUCGCCAAUACCACGGCUAACCUUGUCAAAACUAUCAAGGCCUUAGAUGGGGAUUUCUCGGAUGAGAACCGCGAAAGGUGCCGGAUAGCCACGACCCCGCUGAUUGAAGCUGUGGAUAAUCUCUCCACCUUUGCCUCCAACCCGGAGUUUGCAAGCAUUCCUGCACAGAUAAGCCAUGAGGGUUCAGCUGCCCAGGAACCGAUCGUACGCUCGGCUCGUUCGAUGCUGGACAGCUCCACCCACCUGUUAGAGACCGCCAGGUCACUCAUCAUUAAUCCCAAAGACCCGCCCACCUGGUCCAUCCUGGCAGGCCACUCCCGCACCGUGUCAGACUCCAUCAAAGGCCUCAUCACGUCCAUCAGGGACAAGGCCCCUGGGCAACGAGAAUGUGACCAGUCCAUUGACAGCAUAAACAAGAGCAUCAGGGACAUCGAGCAGGUGUCCCUCGCCGCCGUAGGUCAGAGUCUGCCCAGCAGAGAUGACAUCUCACUGGAGGCUUUGCAGGAGCAGCUGACCUCUGCCGUGCAGGAGAUCGGUCAUCUCAUUGACCCCAUCAAUACUGCAGCACGGGGGGAAGCCGCCCAACUCGGACAUAAGGUGUCUCAGUUGGCGAGCUACUUCGAGCCGGCUAUUGUGGCGUCGGUGGGCCUGGCGUCUAAACACGCCGACCACCAGCAACAGAUGAACAUACUGGAUCAGACCAAAACCCUGUUCGAAUCGGCUCUACAGAUGCUGUAUGCUGCCAAAGAGGGGGGAGGGAACCCUAAGGCGACUCACACCCAUGAUGCAAUAGCUGAGGCGGCCCAGCUGAUGAAGGAGGCCGUCGAUGACAUCAUGGUGACGCUGAAUGAGGCAGCGAGUGAGGGUGGGAUGGUGGGCGGCAUGGUGGAAUCCAUCGCUGAAGCUAUCGGACGGAUGGAUGAAGGAACGCCGCCAGAGCCUGACGGCACUUUUGUGGAUUACCAGACCACCAUGGUGAAGUUUUCAAAAGCUAUCGCUAUAACAGCACAGGAAAUGAUGACUAAAUCUGUGACAUGUCCAGAAGAGUUGGGUGGGCUGGCGUCUCAGGUGACUGUGGAUUACAGCCAGCUGGCACAGCAAGGCCGUCUGGCAGCCUCCACCGCCGAGCCAGAGGAGGUUGGAUCCCAGAUCAAGUCGCGGGUGCAGGAGUUGGGUCACAGCUGCAUCUACCUGGUGCAAAAGGCCGGAGCCCUUCAGAUCAGUCCGACGGACAGCUUCACCAAAAGAGAGUUGAUCGAAUACGCCCGUGCCGUCACUGAAAAGGUGUCCAUGGUGUUAUCAGCCCUGCAGGCCGGUAAUAAAGGAACUCAAGCCUGCAUAACUGCAGCCAGUUCUGUUUCCGGCAUCAUCGCAGAUCUGGACACCACCAUCAUGUUUGCUUCAGCCGGCACGCUCAACUCUGAGAACGAGGAGUCCUUCGCUGACCACAGGGAGAACAUAUUGAAAACUGCUAAAGCUCUGGUGGAGGACACCAAGCUGCUUGUUUCUGGUGCUGCUUCGAGCCAGGACAAACUAGCCCAGGCGGCCCAGUCCUCUGCCAAGACCAUCACACAGCUCACAGACGUGGUCAAGCUGGGUGCCACGAGUAUGGGCUCGGAGGACCCGGAGACACAGGUGGUUCUGAUAAACGCAGUUAGAGACGUUGCUAAAGCUUUGGCUGAGCUGAUUAGCGCCACCAAAUGUGCCUCGGGCAAGGCAGCGGAUGACCCUUCUAUGUACCAGCUGAAGAGUGCUGCCAAGGUAAUGGUGACCAACGUAACAUCUCUACUGAAGACUGUAAAAGCGGUAGAGGACGAGGCCACUCGCGGGACGAGAGCGUUGGAAGCCACUAUUGAGUGCAUCAAACAGGAACUUACAGUUUUCCAGUCCAAGGACGUUCCGGAGAAAUCCACCACCCCGGAAGAGUUCAUUCGCAUGACCAAGGGCAUCACCGUAGCGACAGCCAAAGCUGUGGCAGCAGGCAACUCUGCCCAGCAGGAAGAUGUGAUAUCCACUGCCAACCUGAGCCGCAAAGCCAUUACCGAGAUGCUCACCACCUGCAAGCAAGCCGCGUACCACCCGGAAGUAAGCAUAGAUGUGAGGAAUAAAGCACUUCUCUAUGGUAUCGAGUGCACCACCGGAUACAUCGACCUGCUAGAACACGUUCUGCUCGUCCUGCAAAAACCCACUGCCGAACAGAAACAGCAGUUGGCCACGCUGUCCAAAAAAGUGGCCGGCUCGGUCACAGAGCUCAUUCAGACUGCCGAAGCCAUGAAAGGUUCUGAAUGGGUGGACCCAGAAGACCCCACUGUGAUAGCGGAGACGGAGCUCCUGGGUGCCGCUGCGUCUAUCGAGGCCGCGGCCAAGAAACUCGAGCAGCUGAAGCCCAGAGCCAAGCCAAAGCAAGCCGAUGAGUCUCUGGACUUCGAGGAGCAGAUCCUGGAAGCAGCCAAGUCGAUUGCCGCGGCAACCAGCGCUCUGGUCAAAUCAGCAUCGGCCGCUCAGAGAGAGCUUGUGGCGCAGGGCAAGGUGGGCUCCAUCCCCGCCAACGCAGUAGAUGAUGGCCAGUGGUCCCAAGGUCUAAUUUCAGCUGCCCGGAUGGUUGCUGCAGCUACCAGUAACCUUUGCGAGGCUGCUAACGCUUCGGUUCAGGGUCACGCCAGCGAGGAGAAGCUCAUUUCUUCAGCCAAACAGGUGGCGGCUUCCACGGCUCAGCUACUGGUGGCCUGUAAGGUCAAAGCUGAUCAGGAUUCAGAGGCCAUGAGAAGACUGCAGGCUGCUGGUAAUGCAGUCAAACGAGCAUCCGACCACCUGGUGAAGGCUGCGCAAAAAGCGGCUUUCGACAAAGCCGAAGAUGACAGCGUCGUGGUUAAAACGAAAUUUGUGGGAGGAAUCGCUCAGAUCAUUGCAGCGCAGGAGGAGAUGCUAAGAAAGGAGAGAGAGUUAGAGGAAGCCCGCAAGAAACUCGCCCACAUCCGACAGCAGCAAUACAAGUUCCUGCCCAGCGAACUGCGGGAAGACCAGAGUUGAACACUUCCGAUUGGACACGAUACCUGCCUCGGUUUGCGAUUGUUAAAGAUGAUUGGCUGCUCCUCCUUACGUACAGCCAUAUCUCACGCGAUUGGUUGUUUUGAUAUCAGGUAGCUUAAGUUAAAUGUGAUUGGCUCACCACUCACGGCAGCAUGGGACUAGCACCACUGAUUGGCUGUUUGGCUCUCACAAGAAUUGGUUUUCUCUUACUUAGGGCUAUUCUGUUAUGUUUGUAUUGUUUUAAGGUUUGAACCACUUGUUAGUUUGCGUGCGUGAAUGCGUGUACACGUUUUUAUGUAUCUGUCAUUACCGUAAAGUUCUUUACUAUGUCAGUAA